UUGUCUUGCCCUGAUCUUGCAGCGGUGCUCCGGCCGGGCGUCGGGAAGACGGGAUCGUGAGCUGGGAACUGCGGGAAAGAGGAGCAGGAGCAGGAGUGAACUGGAGGGUCACCCUGGCAGGAAAUCACUGCCGCUCCGUGCCUCCAAACCGCUGCAAAUCACGGAUAAGCCUACAUAGUUACCUCCAGACAAGGAGGGUGGGAGUGCAAUUUCUGCAGGCUCGACGUGGAAAAGUUGGGAUUCGUGCGUGUUCUUUUAAUCAAAGUGGAAAGUAGAUUAAUUAUCAUGCUCCAUUUACGUGGUGCAAAUCGUGGAUGCUUCGUGCCUCGGAUUUUUUUUUCCUCCGCUCCCCGUCUCAAGCCAGUUAUUACGCUCGAGUUGUCAUUGUUGUUUAUAAUGAAUUAUGGAUGGGCUCUCCAGCGUGCCCCGUUGCCGUGAAUCGGCGGUUUCCUCAGCGGCGGAGUGCGGGAGCGGGUGUGUGUGUGUGUGGCCGGGAGAGGCUGCACACUGCGCCCGCCAGACCUGUGGGGGUGGGGGCGAUGGGCGCCGGCGAUUCGCCGUCCUUGCACGUUGCUUUUCUAACCCUGGACACUUGUCCGAGGUCCGUACAGCAUGACGCUGCAGUUGAGUAACGGGAUGAUGCGAGUCUCCGGAUUAUGGAAAGAAGCCUUUGCGCAGAGGCGACCUGGUGAUAAUCGCAGUUCGCACGGACCUGGAUGUAUAGCACACGGCAUCCUAAAAUAACAAAAUACUGGCGACGUUCUCUUGACUGAUGGCGACUCCUUGAUUAAUCGCACUGCCCUGACAGCUUGCGAGGCGUCUGCCAGGCGGCUCAAGUUGACACAAUCAUGGCUCAGUUUCCAACACCUUUCGGAGGGGGCCUGGAUUUCUGGGCCAUCACCGUGGAGGAGCGGGCCAAACACGACCAGCAGUUCCACAGCUUAAAACCCACUGCAGGGUUCAUCACCGGUGAUCAGGCUAGGAAUUUCUUUCUUCAGUCUGGACUGCCCCCUCCCAUUCUUGCACAGAUAUGGGCGCUGGCCGACUUGAACAACGACGGCAAGAUGGACUUGCAUGAGUUCUCCAUCGCCAUGAAGCUCAUCAAGCUGAAGCUGCAGGGCCACCCGCUCCCCCCCUCGCUGCCCCCCGUCAUGAAGCAGCCCCCCUGCACGGCCCCCACGGCCCCGGCCUUCGGAAUGGGCGGCAUGGCUGGCAUGCCGGGGAUACCGGGAGUUGCUCCAGUGCCAAUGGCUCCCCUGCCAGUGGUAGGAAUGUCGCCCCCUGUGGUGACACCAGUUCCUGCACCUGUACCCCCAAUGGCCAAUGGAGCUCCGCCCAUGAUUCAGCCUCUGCCUGGCUUCGCCCAUUCAGCUGCAACCCUCAGCAAAGGCUCCUCUUUCAGCCGCUCCAGCACAAAACUUCAAAAGGCGCAGUCGUUCGAUGUUCCAAAUGCGCCAGCUGCCUCCGUGCCCCAGGACUGGGCCGUCCCCCAGUCUUCCCGGCUGAAGUACAGGCAGCUUUUCAACAGCCAUGACAAAAUGAUGAGCGGACAUUUAACAGGCCCUCAGGCAAGAACCAUCCUGAUGCAGUCAAGUUUACCACAAGCUCAAUUAGCAUCUAUAUGGAACCUGUCGGACAUCGAUCAGGAUGGCAAACUGACGGCGGAGGAGUUCAUCCUGGCCAUGCACCUGAUAGACAUGGCCAUGUCGGGCCAGCCGCUGCCCCCAGUGCUGCCCCCAGACUUCAUCCCCCCGGCCUUCAGAAGAGUGCGCUCGGGGAGUGGCAUCUCCACCGCAAGCCUACAUUUAGCUGACCAGAGGGUCCAGGAGGAGCCUGCAGAGGAGGAGCAGCAGGCCCCGGAGAAAAGGCUGCCAGUGACGUUCGAGGACAAGAAGCGGGAGAACUUCGAGCGGGGGAACCUGGAGCUGGAGAAGCGGCGCCAGGCCCUGCUGGAGCAGCAGCGCAAGGAGCAGGAGCGGCUGGCGGCCCUGGAGCGGCAGGAGCAGGAGCGGCGCGAGCGCGAGCGGCUGGAGCAGGAGCGCCGGCGGCAGCAGGAGCUGGAGAAGCAGCUGGAGAAGCAGCGGGAGCUGGAGCGGCAGCGGGAGGAGGAGCGCCGCAAGGAGAUCGAGAGGAGAGAGGCGGCGAAACGGGAGCUGGAGAGGCAGCGCCAGCUCGAGUGGGAGAGGAAUCGGCGCCAGGAGCUGCUCAAUCAGAGGAACAAGGAGCAGGAGAACAUCGUGGUCCUGAAAGCCAGGAAGAAGACGCUGGAGUUCGAGCUGGAGGCUCUUAACGACAAGAAGCACCAGCUGGAAGGGAAGCUGCAGGACAUCCGGUUCCGCCUGUCGGCCCAGCGGCACGAGAUCGAGAGCACGAACAAGACGCGGGAGCUGAGGAUUGCGGAGAUCACGCAUCUUCAGCAGCAGCUGCAGGAAUCUCAGCAGUUGCUUGGAAGUCUGAUCCCAGAAAAGCAGUCCCUAAAUGACCAAUUAAAACAGGUGCAGCAAAACAGUUUGCACAGAGAUUCCCUCCUGACCGUCAGGAAGGCCCUGGAAGCCAAGGAGAGCAAGCGACAGCAGCUGAGAGACCAGCUGGAUGUGGUGGAGAAGGAGACCCGGUCCAAGCUGCUGGAGAUCGACGUCUUCAACAAUCAGCUCAAGGAGCUCCGCGAGAUCCACAGCAGGCAGCAGUGGCAGAAGCAGAAGGAGGUGGAAGUGGAGGAGAAGGAACAGAAGGAGGUGGAGCUGGAGCGCAAGACCGCAGAACUGAAGGAGGACCGACACAGGCGGGUGCCGGAGGAGGAUGGGGUCUCGGCGGCCUGGAGUGAGCAGCGAGACGAGCCGGGCGGCGAGCCCCCCCCUGCGGCGCCGGCGCAGCAGCAGUGGAUGAAGAGGGUGCAGGACGAUGACGGCAGGGGCCGGAAGGAGAUGCAGGACAAGCUGAACAAGAUCUUCAUGCAGCAGCCUGAGCCAGGACAGCUGCCGAUCCAAGCAGCCUGGCCCCCCACGGAGAAGUCUCCUGUGACGGGCUUUGACCAGGACAACGUGAAGGUGGUGUUCUACAGAGCUCUGUACCCGUUUGACGCACGGAGUCACGAUGAAAUCACAAUACAGCCCGGGGACAUCAUUAUGGUUAAAGGAGAGUGGGUUGACGAGAGUCAGACGGGGGAGCCUGGCUGGCUGGGAGGGGAGCUGAAGGGGAAGACGGGCUGGUUCCCCGCUAACUAUGCAGAGAAGAUCCCCGAGUCGGACGUCCCGGCCAGUCUCAAACCAGGAGCAGGAUCCGCGCCCAAAGUGGCGGCCCGCGUCACGCCCACCAGCGCCGUGAGCGCGGGGUCCCAACCCCCUCCCGCCGAGACCCCCGCCGCCCCGCCCACGACGACAGCCGCCGGCAGCAACUGGGCCGACUUCAGCUCCACGUGGCCGUCCAACAAUUCCGAGAAGACGGAGGGGGAUGGCUGGGAUGCCUGGCCCACUCAGCCCUCGCUGACGGUGCCCAGCACUGGUCAGCUGCGCCAGAGGUCAGCCUUCACCCCUGCCACUAUCACAGGCUCCUCCCCCUCUCCAGUGCUGGGGCAGGGGGAGAAGGUGGAGGGUCUUCAGGCCCAGGCUCUGUAUCCAUGGCGGGCCAAGAAGGACAACCACCUGAACUUCAACAAGAACGACAUCAUCACUGUGCUGGAGCAGCAGGACAUGUGGUGGUUCGGGGAGGUGCAGGGGCAGAAGGGAUGGUUUCCCAAGUCUUACGUCAAGCUCAUCUCCGGGCCCAUGAGGAAAUCCAUGAGCAUCGAGUCUGGAUCCUCUGAAAGCCCCCCGAGUGUGAAAAGACCCACGCCUUCGCCCAGUAAACCCACGGACCCUGCAGAAGAGUAUAUAGCGAUGUACACUUACGAGAGCAACGAGCAGGGUGACCUCACCUUUCAGCAGGGAGAUAUGAUUCUUGUCACCAAGAAGGAGGGCGACUGGUGGACUGGUGUGGUGGGAGACAAGACGGGAGUGUUCCCCUCAAACUAUGUCAAGCCCAAGGACUCCGAGGGAAUCGGGUCAUCUGGGAAGACGGGGAGUCUGGGAAAGAAGCCAGAGAUUGCCCAGGUCAUCGCUCCGUACACCGCAACAGGAGCUGAGCAGCUGACCCUGGCUCCCGGGCAGCUCAUCCUCGUCAGGAAGAAGAACCCAGGGGGCUGGUGGGAAGGGGAGCUGCAGGCAAGAGGGAAGAAACGGCAAAUUGGCUGGUUCCCAGCAAAUUACGUGAAAUUGCUGAGCCCAGGAACGAGUAAGAGUACCCCCACGGAGCCCCCCAAACCCUCUGGACCCAGUGCAGUGUGUCAGGUGAUAGGCAUGUACGACUACGUUGCGCAGAACGAUGAUGAGCUGGCCUUCGGGAAAGGGCAGAUUAUAAAUGUCCUGAGCAAGGAGGACCCAGACUGGUGGAAGGGGGAGCUCAACGGCUCUGUGGGCCUGUUCCCCUCCAACUACGUCAAGCUGACGACUGACACGGACCCCAGCCAGCAAUGGUGCGCAGACCUGCACCUCCUGGACAUGCUGACUCCCACAGAGAGGAAGAGGCAGGGCUACAUCCAUGAGCUGAUUGUGACGGAGGAGAACUACGUCAAUGACCUGCAGCUGGUUACAGAGGUCUUCCAGAAGCCCCUGUUGGAGUCCGAGCUGCUGACAGAGAAGGAGGUGGGGAUGAUUUUUGUCAACUGGAAGGAACUGAUCAUGUGCAACAUCAAACUGCUGAAGGCUCUGCGGGUACGGAAGAAGAUGUCUGGUGAGCGGAUGCCAGUGAAGAUGAUCGGUGACAUCCUGACUGCCCAGCUGCCCCACAUGCAGCCCUACAUUCGCUUCUGCAGCUGUCAGCUGAACGGCGCCACUCUCAUUCAGCAGAAGACUGAUGAAGUGCCAGACUUCAAGGACUUUGUCAAGAGGUUAGCAAUGGACCCGCGCUGCAAGGGGAUGCCACUGUCCAGUUUCUUACUGAAGCCCAUGCAGAGAGUCACUCGAUACCCACUCAUCAUUAAGAAUAUCCUGGAGAACACUCCGGAGAAUCAUCCGGACCACAGCCACCUGAAGCAGGCGCAGGAGAAGGCGGAGGAGCUGUGCUCGCAGGUGAACGAAGGCGUGAGGGAGAAGGAGAACUCGGACCGCCUGGAGUGGAUCCAGGCCCAUGUGCAGUGCGAGGGCCUGUCUGAGCAACUGGUGUUCAACUCCGUGACGAACUGCCUGGGGCCACGCAAGUUCCUUCACAGUGGGAAGCUCUACAAGGCCAAGAGCAACAAGGAGCUGUAUGGCUUCCUCUUCAACGACUUCCUGCUGCUCACGCAGACCAUCAAACCGCUGGGCUCCUCUGGGUCUGACAAGGUCUUCAGCCCCAAGUCCAACCUGCAGUACAAGAUGUACAAGAGUCCAAUAUUUCUGAACGAAGUGCUGGUGAAGCUGCCCACAGACCCCUCUGGAGAUGAGCCCAUAUUUCACAUCUCACACAUCGACAGAGUGUACACGCUGCGAGCAGAGAGCAUCAACGAAAGAACAGCCUGGGUACAGAAAAUAAAAGCUGCCUCUGAGCUCUACAUUGAAACAGAGAAAAGGAAGAGGGAAAAGGCUUACCUGGUGCGUUCCCAGAGGGCCACAGGAAUCGGUCGACUGAUGGUGAAUAUUGUGGAAGGUAUUGAACUAAAGCCCUGCAGGUCACAUGGGAAGAGCAACCCAUACUGUGAGGUGACCAUGGGCUCCCAGUGCCACAUCACCAAGACAAUGCAGGACACGCUGAACCCCAAGUGGAACUCCAACUGCCAGUUCUUCAUCAAGGACCUGGAGCAGGAUGUGCUGUGUGUUACCGUGUUCGAACGAGAUCAGUUCUCCCCUGACGACUUCUUGGGCAGGACAGAAAUCCGGGCGGCUGAUAUCAAGAAAGACCAGGGUUCAAAGGGACCAAUCACUAAGAGGCUUCUUCUGCAUGAAGUCCCCACGGGAGAGAUUGUAGUACGGUUGGAUCUACAACUGUUUGAUGAACUAUAGGAACAGCUUUGUUUUUGAAUUCCAAGGUCUAGUGUCGUAGUUUGCAAUGUGUGUGUAUCUGCAAAAGCUGUUCAGUUCUUGUGUGAGAUAGGAUGUUUUUUUUUUACAUUUUUCUUUUUUAUAUAUAUAUAUUUUGUGCGUGAUCUUUGCUUCACACGAGGAUCAGACAUCCUUCUGUUAGCUCAGGCUUUUUUUGGACUGCAAGUCAUUAGCGUGACCUCAACAAAGCAUGAGCAAUCACUUCUUAACUGCAACAUGAAGAUUUGGAGCAAAUUGCUAUAAAACACACAUUGGUUUAUGUUAUGAAGAAUGAAGAAAAAACACGUAGGCUUUUCCUAUUAGUGAAGAACUGUAAAACCCCACAACAGUCCACUUUUCAAUGUGUACCACACACAAAAAAGAAAACAAUUUCAUCUGAGUUUUUUAUUUCACAUAUUAUAUAAUCUUUAUUAGUCUUAAGAACGUUUUUACCAUUUGUUUCUGUCACAUUCAUAUUUGGUUAUCUCUCAUGAAUUGUGUGAAUUGCAGGGAACUAAAAAAGAUUAUUACAGAAUGUUACAAGGUACAUAGUCAGCAGAAAGACAUUAGAGCUUAGAGUAUGAACAAGGAGUAUUUUUAAGAAAUAAGGGUGUAAUUAUAUUUUACCACAAUGUUUUAAACUAUCUGCUGUCAUCACACGUCACCUGGCAAAAUUCAUUUAUGUGUUAACGAGACUGUAGUCCUAAUCCUAAAUGUAUUUAUUGAAAUAUUUAUUUAUUGCAUGAAGGUAUUGAUUGAUGCAGGGUACUUGUGCAGGAAAGAGAUUCAGGUGAAUUAGAGGUGCCCAUCAAUGAGGGUCCAGAGGUUCUACAGCAAGGCCUUUCGCAUCUGUUGAUGCGUCUCUGUUCUGCUCUUGGGGUCCUUUGAUCUGCACUGCCGCACAAAAACACUAUACAUAUUUGUGUGGAAACAUGUGGUCUCAGCAAUGUUAAAGGAAAGACGGCACUGAAUAUUUUCUUUCUUUUUUUAGAAACAAAGAAAUGCUUUUAUCAAAGCAACAGAAAAGGACACUGGUGCAUGACUAGAUAAUGACUAGAUUGUGUGUUUUGGGCUUAUUUUUUUUCAAGGGUCAGCAAAAUUUAGAGGAAAGGUGACAAUUCCUGUUGAAGGCUAAUACAUAAAGACUACUUUUAUUCUGAAAAAUGAAGGCGUAGGUACAGUACUUACAGAAAGGAACAUGGAUUUUGGGGGGGGUUGGUAUGAUUAGCUGCAUAUAUGUAGAUUUCAGUCUUGAUUCCAUUGAAACUGAAAGUAUUCCACAGCAGAUACUUAAAGAACUUGAACAUUGCCAUGUGCUUUUACCUUAUAUAAAUUCCUAUGUUUUGAAUUUCUGAUUUUUUAGAAGACAUGAUGUCACAUCCAAUUCAUGCAUAGUUAUUUGCUGUUAUAAACAAAUAGGUUUGGGGAAAAUCACCACUAGUGAUUUGCUUAUACUGCCUCAAUUCCCUGUAUAGCAUUCCACUGGGGUUGGAUUCCACACAGUGGGAAUCAGCAGUCAGACUAGAAUGUCUGUGUUGCUACUGUGUUUAGACUUGGUUUAUAAAUGUUAUUAGGUUUAACAUCAAUCCUAGCUUUUCUUAGUGCUAGGUUGCUGGUCUAUCAUGCCUGCCAUCACUCCCUCUGCCUUUUUCAUGUGGAACUCCUUUCAGUAGUACUAUUUAGAAUCAUUUAAAUCUUUGGUUUGGUGUUAAGUCCUCUGCUUAGGUUUGAAGCUGAGGCUCAGAAAGCUGCAAUUUUGUUCUGUGGUAAACUAAUGAUGACAUAUUUUGUCUUAGGUUCAGUAACGAUAGGAAUAAAAAUGUGACAAGACACUCCAGAAAAUCAUUAUCAAUUGCUAAAAUAUUUAUUUAAAGAAAGAUAUCAUUUUACCUCAUUUCAAGAAACUAUUCAAAUGGAUGUUGUAAUGGAAUUUGAAGUCUGCAGGGUGUUUCUUAUUUUUAUUACAUUGAUUAUUAUUUGCGUAACAGAUAAAACAACACAAAAUGUCUUGUAUUUUAAAAUAUGUAUACUUUUCAUUUAGUUUCACACCUGAAGUAACACAAAAACAACACAAAUACACUUUUGUGAGGCAUUUGAUUUUAAUGAAACCUGGCAGUUCAGUUUGAAUGAAUGCUUCCCAAAAUUUCUCAGAAAGCUUGUAAGAAACAUUUGAAUAUCCAUCUGUCAUUUGGCACUUAUUUUUCUUUACUGUAAAUGUCAAUGAAGGCAUUCUGAAUGAAUCUAAAUUGUUACUUGUAUAAUGAUAUAUAUAUUGUAUAACAUUGCGCCUUUUCUUUUUUAGAACUUCCUUCUAGCUUACUACUGAAAGUACCAGUGGGUACUGAUGUGAUUGUGACAGAAGAGUGGAUUUUGAAGCACUGAAUUAAUUUUGAUAGCUUUGUAAGUCAAAAAAAGGACAAAUGAUAGUUAUUUAAAUCUUGAGAAAGACUUAGAAUCACAAGCAUUAUAUAACUUUGUUCAUGAGUCAUACUGAUUUAGAUCAAUUGGAUAUUUUAGAAUGUUUAUUUAAUGUGAUGUAUGUGUGUAUUUGAAAGCCUCAUAAUGUAAAAUGUGACAUUUAAUAUUACAAUAGGAUAAUUAUAAGAGUUUUGGAAUGUUUAUAGGGUGUCUUUUUUUAGAAAAAAUGCAGGUUAAUCUACUUAUUUUUGACAAAAUGUGAAAUUAAGUUUAUUUUUUUAUACACAAGUUUUUUUUUAUUUUGGAUGAUUGUGCUGUUUGGACAAGAAGGUAUUUCUGUAGCUUUAUAAAAACAGCAAAGCUGUUUGACUUCAUUGAUUCGCCGACUCUUGUUUGAUUCUCGUCAGCGGGGUGAGGUAAUCGAGGUCUGACGUCACAGUGUCUUGCUGUGACAAUUAGACUUAAUAUAUUUGCCAAGAAACAGUAUUUUUGAAUUUGUGAUCUGUAGUAUGAACUGAACUUUUAUUCCUCAAAGGGAAAAAAGUACUGCAGUUUAAAUGUUUUUUUCUUACACAGUAUGAAAUACUGGAGGACCUGUUUUUGUAACAUAUUACAAACACUUAGGAAGCUUUAAAUUGCACUACAAAAAAAGAAGCAAUUUGAGGGAACAUUUGCCUCUUUUUUUUAAUACCAAGAGACUUUCUUUACACAGUGGCUCCAUAUCCUUUCUACAAACAUGAGUUAUUCCUUUCUUUUACAAAUACAAUGUUUAGGACAUUUCUUAGUAUUAAGGUAAAUCAGCUCAGACUUGCUUACUGGUGUUUCAGAAGCUGUUAUUUCAGCUUGUUUCUUUCAGUGUCCUGCACUUGCUUCUUCUUGUGCUUAGCAGGCUUGUUCUUGUGGAUAUCCUUUGCUGCAUUGCCUUUUCUAUGCCCAGCCUUCCUUUGUGAGCAAACGUCCCAUCUGAUCCACUUUCUAGUACGAAAGCUGUGAGUUAAGGCAGUCAGUUGAGGGCAGCGUUGCAGACAAGACGGCUGGGCCUAAUGUUGGUUCAGCAUCCCGAGCCACACUGCAAGGAGGAAUCACCACUGUUGUUCAGCUUGGCUGACCCAGUAGAAUUAAACUAGUCAAGUUUUCUACCUGGAGCCUACAGUUCCUAGACAGCACGGUUUAGUAAUCUGAUUGCACCACGAGUCUGCUUCACAUGGUCUUGAAGCACCUUUUAAACCUCAAAGUCCAGGGCUAGAGACCUGCUGGUGAGCAGAAGAAAAGGUUGGUGUGAUGAAUAACCUUGGCCUUCCAGUUUUAAGGCUCAGCCUCUGUAUAAAAUCAUUUCUGAACUUAAGGAAAGGGCUUUAUGUGAAUGGCAACAGCUUUUGCAGAAACGCCGUUGCUCUAACUUUUUGUGUCAAACUAGUUUGUAGUGGAGUGUUUCAGUUUCUGUUGAACUGCUCCAUUACCCAAUCCUCCGAGUUAAGCCUGGGAACGGGCAACACAGUAGAGUCUUGUUCUCCCAGUGCGAAGUUUCAGACACUCCCUUGCUGGUUUGUGCUGUAUCACAGUAGUGCACAUAAUUUUUGUUGCCAAUCAUGUUUUUUUUUAUUUAAAGAAUAAGCAUAUUACAUGUGGUUAUAUUCAAAUCUAAAAGUAUACAGAGAAUUGAUUCAUAUAAUGGUGUAAGAAUGUACUGUCUUAAAUGUUUAAAAAUGAUAAAAAGACAGGCGAGGAAAACUGUGGAAGUACUCUUUGGUGGGAGAAGAGGGGUGUUGGAGAGGGAUGUCUCCUUUUCAAAAUUGAUCUUCAGGGGAGAUCAAGUUUGUAUUAUUUGAAGUUUGUACAUAAUAAUAGCUCUCAAUAUCAUUUUUUUCAAAACCCACAAAGCAUGCAAUUGCUUUUAUUUUUUUUAAUAUAGUAUAACGAAGAGUGUCUGAUCCCUGGUUCUAUAACGAUGCCAUGUAAAACCUAGUGUGCGGUACUGUAAUGUAAACCUGUCAAGAGACCCUUAUUAAAGGACUUCCUUUCUUUAACAUGCAUUUUUUUUUUGUUGG
This is a messenger RNA of Lepisosteus oculatus (spotted gar), 10498 nucleotides long. NCBI's taxonomy places the organism in Eukaryota, Metazoa, Chordata, Actinopteri, Semionotiformes, Lepisosteidae. The record is from RefSeq and is a predicted model, not a curated record.